AUGCAUCAUCCAGGAAACGCCACCUCCCCGGCGAGCCGCAGCCAGGGUGUUGUGUUCACGUGGGGAUCAGUUUACGGUGUGGAAAUUAAACCCGGGGUGCAGCUUUUCAGAGCCGUGCUGGGGACAAGACCCUUUGGGACCCCCGACCCUUUGGGACCCACCACCCUUUGGGACCCCCGCAUCCCUUGCAGGUGGGGGUGCGAGCUGGCUGGGACCCCCGCACUGACUGUAAAUUCUUCUCUUUUAGCUCAGGGUCAUGGUGCCAAAGGGGACAACAUCUAUGAAUUUCAGAUCGAGUUCCUGGAACUGGUCGAGCCUAAACCUGUGUGCAGGGUGACCCAAAGGCAGCUGAACAUCACCGUGCAGAAAAAAGAGAGUAACUGGUGGGACCGCUGGCUGGAUGAGUCGGAUGCUGAGAUGGAACUGAAGGAGAAGGAAGAAGAAAAGAUUAACAAAAUGAAAAUAGAAUCCAGAGUCCCAAAAGACCCUUUCAAACACCUGAAGAAGGGCUACCUAAUCAUGUACAACCUCGUACAGUUCCUGGGAUUCUCUUGGAUUUUUGUGAACAUGACAGUACGACUCUUCAUCUUAGGAAAAGACUCCUUCCACGACACGUUUCACACGAUUUCCGACAUGAUGUAUUUCUGCCAGACCCUGGCGCUGAUGGAGAUCGUGAAUUCCCUGAUAGGACUGGUCCGGUCGCCGCUGAUACCUGCUGUGGUGCAGAUAUUUGGAAGAAACUUUAUUUUGUUUGUUGUCCUUGGCAGCUUAGAGGAAAUGCAGAGCAAACCUGUGGUGUUCUUCAUCUUCUAUUUCUGGAGUAUCAUUGAGUUGUUCAGGUAUCCCUAUUACAUGCUGUCGUGUAUUGGUAUCGAAUGGAAACCGCUAACCUGGCUCCGGUACACUACCUGGAUCCCUCUCUACCCUUUAGGAGGCUUAGCAGAAGCUGUCUGUAUCAUUCAGUCCAUUCCAAUCUUCAGUGAAACAGGGAAAUUCAGCCUGGGAUUGCCAAAUCCGCUGAACGUCACAAUCCAGUUCUCAUUUUUGCUUCAGCUAUACCUUAUAGCCUUGUUUUUAGGGGUAUUUGUAAACUUCCGUCAUCUCUACAAGCAAAGGAAACAGCACCUGGGACCAAAGAAGAGAAAGAUGAAGUAAAGGAGGACUGCAGUGCUUUCUUAAAUAACUUAUCUCAAUGACAAGAUAAGCCUCUAAUUCUUACAGUUUUACCCACUGUAAUGUAAAGAAUUUUGUAAAAUGAAAUGAUCAAGCUAGAUUUCAUG
This is a messenger RNA of Pterocles gutturalis (yellow-throated sandgrouse), 1280 nucleotides long. RefSeq names its product protein tyrosine phosphatase-like A domain containing 1 (gene HACD3). Gene Ontology annotation, cellular component: endoplasmic reticulum membrane. Bases 1 to 1155 code for a protein of 384 amino acids. The transcript is spliced from 10 exons. The record is from RefSeq and is a predicted model, not a curated record. Lineage: Eukaryota; Metazoa; Chordata; Aves; Pterocliformes; Pteroclidae. Gene Ontology annotation, biological process: sphingolipid biosynthetic process; fatty acid elongation; very long-chain fatty acid biosynthetic process. Gene Ontology annotation, molecular function: 3-hydroxyacyl-CoA dehydratase activity.